Bufo gargarizans (Asiatic toad) is the source of this 847-nucleotide messenger RNA. RefSeq names its product transmembrane protein 88 (gene TMEM88). The record is from RefSeq and is a predicted model, not a curated record. Gene Ontology annotation, molecular function: PDZ domain binding. NCBI's taxonomy places the organism in Eukaryota, Metazoa, Chordata, Amphibia, Anura, Bufonidae. The coding region runs from base 1 to 462 and encodes 153 amino acids. The transcript is spliced from 2 exons. Gene Ontology annotation, cellular component: plasma membrane.
AUGGGAGAAGAUACCUCUACUCUGCCACCACCAUAUACGCCUGCACCCCCAGUACCCCGGGAGCCCUUGGACUGCUGGGCAUGUGCCGUGCUGAUCACUGCCCACAACCUGUUGGUGGGAGCCGCCAAUCUGGGGAUCUUCAUCGUGAUGUGCGGAGGAGCUCUGGUGCCAUCUGCUGUCAUGCUUCUCUAUGGGUUCCUGUGCCACCCGCGGUUCCGCAAGCCUAAAGAGACGCUGUGCCCGGCGAUGCUGACCCCGGCCGCCUGCGUGUCUCUGCUGGUCUUCGGGGUCCUGUUGGUCUUGCCCUUCCUGAUCCUUGGAUUGGCCGGUUACGCUCGGAUCGUACGCUGCUUCCAGCUCAGCUCCUGCUUCCUGCCCUACAGCCGCGCCAUGUAUCAGGGAACCCCACCCCAAAGACCCUCGGCCAACGAGAGCCCCAAGGAUGGCAAGGCCUGGGUAUGAGGAGGCCCGGGGCCACAGAGACUAUACCACACCACUGACCCCACCGUUUAUAAGGACGACCGCGCCGUACUGUGAUUACCUCAAGGACAUGAGCCUAGAGGUGGCCCUGACGGUGCAGAAACAUGGCUGCCACUGCUUGCUGGGACUAGUAGUUUCAUUAUGGCGGGUGGGGGGCUCCUCCGUUAUUUCUGGGGCAUCGUGAUGUAAUCUCAGGUUUUACAUAUCAUGUUAGAUAUCUUCAUUGUAAAUACAAACUGUUGCUGAACUACAACUCCCAGCAUGCAUGAGGCUUGUGGACGUCAUGCUGAGAGGUUUAGUUUCACAACAGCUAAGGGCACACAAUUACAUAUGUGAGGACUUAUGCACCAAUCACAGCUAGAGCUGC